Diuraphis noxia (Russian wheat aphid) is the source of this 1167-nucleotide messenger RNA. RefSeq names its product cathepsin B-like. NCBI's taxonomy places the organism in Eukaryota, Metazoa, Arthropoda, Insecta, Hemiptera, Aphididae. Gene Ontology annotation, molecular function: cysteine-type peptidase activity. The record is from RefSeq and is a predicted model, not a curated record. Gene Ontology annotation, biological process: proteolysis.
GUUUGGUUAUACGUGACUGUAACUAUUCCUGAAUAGUUAUACAACGUAACGUAGUUAUAACUUUGAAUUUCAACAAUUUUUUGUUUUAAUUUAAAAAAAAAAAAAAAAAUGAUUUUUAAAUUAGUAUUUAUUUCGGUUUUCAUUACGUAUGCCACUGGACAGAGUACUAAAUCAAAUUACCAAUAUAAUUUAGACGAUCAUGUCAAGAUAUUUCUAGAACCAGCACUUAUCAACCAAAAUUACACUAUGUCGAACUCACGUGGAGGAGGCAAUAGUGUUUAUUUUACGAAUGGUCUACCAAAAAAUUUCGAUUCGAGAAAAAAAUGGCCCAAUUGUCCAUCAAUUGGUUAUAUUUAUAAUCAAGGAAACUGUCGUUCGAGUUACGCUAUAGCAGCAGCCUCUGCAGUAUCUGAUAGAAUAUGUAUCCAUUCCAAUGGAACGAAAAAUCCUAUAAUGUCUGCACAGCAUAUUAUUUCUUGUUGCUAUUUGUGUGGACAUGGAUGUGAUGGUGGAUCAUUAUUUGAGUCAUGGGACUUUUACAGGAGACAUGGAUUUGUGUCAGGUGGUGAUUAUAACUCAAACCAGGGUUGUCAACCAUAUACAAUCCCACCAUGUAAAUUAAUAAAUGAAAAACCACCUGGGCAUAGUUGUACAACAUAUCACAGAGAAGAAACACCAAUAUGUGAAAAAAAAUGUUAUAACCCAACUCACUACACUUCAUUAAGAAGCGACAUUCAUAAGGGUAAGUAUUAUAAAGUGUCUCCUUACAUGGCUAUGAAAGAAAUUUUUGAAAAUGGCCCGAUAACAACUCAGUUUUAUAUGUACAGAGACCUGAUUGAUUACAAAUACGGUGUAUAUCAGUAUGACGAGCAGUCAGAUGUCGAUUUUUUUACUGUACAUAGCGUAAAGAUUUUCGGUUGGGGUGAAGAAAAAGACAAUCCGUACUGGUUGGUAGCCAACUCAUUCGGUACGGAUUGGGGUUAUUAUGGAACGUUUAAGAUUUCAAGAGGCAAUGACGGAUGCUUCUUCCAAGAAAAAAUGUACGCUGGAUUACCAUUAUAAUACAUUUAUUGUUUAUGAAUUUAUGAUUCUGUUAUAAAAUCACUAUCAAUUAGUGUUGGACUGUACGAUAAAUAUCAUAAAAUAUACAUUUUGAUAUAUGCUUAA